Molecule: messenger RNA, 1566 nt
Organism: Hemisphaericaspora subhashii
Lineage: Eukaryota; Fungi; Ascomycota; Pichiomycetes; Serinales; Debaryomycetaceae
Gene: INO1
Product: inositol-3-phosphate synthase
Exons: 1
Coding region: 1-1566 (521 amino acids)
Biological process (GO): inositol biosynthetic process; phospholipid biosynthetic process
Cellular component (GO): cytoplasm
Molecular function (GO): inositol-3-phosphate synthase activity
Source: RefSeq, a predicted model, not a curated record
AUGUCAUCAAUCGACUUUAGAUCUAACAAGACCGUCACUAAGGACGACCAUUUAUACACUAAAUUCACUUAUGAAAACUCUGUUGUUGAAAAAGAUGCUGAAGGUAAAUUACACGUCACUCCAACUGCUGAAGAAUAUGAAUUUAAAUUAGAUUUAACCGUUCCAAAAGUUGGUUUAUUAUUAGUUGGUAUUGGUGGUAACAAUGGUACUACUCUUUGUGGUUCUAUUUUAGCUAACAAACACAACAUUUCUUUUGAAAACAAGGAAGGUGUUGUUAAGCCAAAUUAUUAUGGAUCUGUUACUCAAUCUUCCACUAUUAAAUUAGGUAUUGAUAAAGAAACUGGUAAUGAUGUUUAUGCUCCAUUCAAUUCUAUUGUUCCAUUUGUUAAUCCAAAUGAUUUAAUUGUUGAUGGUUGGGAUAUUUCUGGUUUAACUUUAGACCAAGCCAUGAAGAGAGCACAAGUUUUAGAUGUUGAUUUACAAAAACAAUUAUAUCCAUACUUACAAGAAAAGAAACCAAUGGAAUCUAUUUAUUAUCCAGAUUUCAUUGCUUUGAAUCAAAAAGAACGUGCUGAUAAUGUUUUUAACAAGACUGCUAGUGGUGAAAUUAACACUGGUGAUAAAUGGGCUGAUGUUGAAAAAGUUAGAAAAGAUAUUAGAGAUUUCAAAGAAAAGAAUCAAUUAGAUAAGAUUAUUAUCUUAUGGACUGCUAAUACUGAAAGAUAUGCUGAUGUUUUAACUAAUGUUAAUGAUACUGCUGACAAUUUGAUUGCUUCUAUUAAGAGUUCUCAUGAAGAAAUUGCUCCAUCUACUAUUUUCGCCGUUGCUGCUAUUUUAGAAAAGAUUCCAUAUAUUAAUGGUUCUCCACAAAAUACCUUUGUUCCAGGUGUUAUUGAAUUAGCUGAAAAGUAUGGUUCUUUUAUUGGUGGUGAUGAUUUCAAAUCAGGUCAAACUAAAUUGAAAUCUGUUUUAGCUCAAUUUUUAGUUGAUGCUGGUAUUAAACCAUUAAGUAUUGCUUCUUAUAACCAUUUAGGUAACAAUGAUGGUUACAACUUAUCUGCACCAAAGCAAUUCAGAUCCAAGGAAAUUUCCAAACAAUCUGUUGUUGAUGAUAUGAUUGAAUCUAAUGAAAUCUUAUAUAAUAAAGAAUCCGGUGAUCAUGUUGAUCAUUGUAUUGUUAUUAAAUAUUUACCAGCUGUUGGUGAUUCCAAGGUCGCUAUGGAUGAAUAUUACAGUGAAUUAAUGUUGGGUGGUCACAACAAAAUUUCUAUCCACAAUGUUUGUGAAGAUUCCCUUUUAGCUACUCCAUUAAUUCUUGAUUUAGUUAUUGUUGCUGAAUUCUUAGAAAGAGUUCAAUAUAGAAAGGUUGGUGAAGAAAAAUACCAUGAUUUCUAUAGUGUUUUAACUUUAUUGAGUUAUUGGUUAAAGGCUCCAUUAUCCAGACCAGGAUUCAAGCCAAUUAAUGGUUUAAAUAAACAAAGACAAGCUUUAGAAAACUUGUUGAGAUUAUUAGUUGGAUUACCAAUUAAUAAUGAAUUAAGAUUUGAAGAAAGAUUAUUAGUUUAA